CAAUACCUCACAGUGGCUCUUGGUCUCGAGGACAAAUGCGGUGGAAUUCCGAAACAGUUCCAGAUAAAGCCCUCCAACUUAAAGAUGUCUUCCUCACCUCCAUCACCAGCGGGAGACCACUGGUCUGUUAGCGCCCCGUGGGUGUUCAGAAACACGGAGUACAAAGUAGCAGCAGACGUGAGAGAGGAUGUACUAAUUGUGCAAGUAGAGGAUUGCCUAGCAGCAGACCAAUGGACUGGACACUUUGACUCCAAACAUGUGGAGGAGCUGACCAGAAAGACUGGAAAUUAUAAACAGUUUCCGAUAUUUCUGAAUAUGUUGGAGUCUGCAAUUACUAAAUCCUCCGACUCUGUGACCCUUGACCUUUUGACAUAUGCUGAUUUGGAGUCACUACGUAAUAAGAAGCAUGGAAAUGGGCGUGGCACUUCCCCUAGCCACAAGCAAACACAGAGCAAGCGAUAUCUCAUCCUCACUUACAGUGUUGAGUUCGACAGGAUCCACUACCCGUUAGCUCUGCCGUACAGUGGUCGUCCUGACCCCACCCACUUGCAAGAGACCAUCAGACGAUUGCAGACUCAGCUGGAGAAAGCCAAGAGACAGGCACACAGCCACAAGCACACUGACUUGACUCAACUAAAGAGAGAAUACGAGGCUUUGGCUAGAGAGAAGGAUGAGCUGGAGGAAGCUUUGGAGAGCAUCAAACAAGAUGUGAUGUUAACCAGAGGCGGUGGUUCUAGCAAGGAGGUUCGAUUCAUGAAGAAAGUUAUCAAGAACAUGGAGGAGCAGCUCUUGAAUGAGAGGACCAAACACCAGAGACUGGUGAGCAAGAAGAAUGAAGAGUUGAAGAACUUACUACAAGAGCUUGAACAGUUGAAACUAUCAGAGAGGUCUCUUCGCACUCGAGUCAAGAGUCUUAACAAUGAGCUAACUUUUCUCAAACAUGGCCUGAGGACAACACCUGGUACCCACAGUAAGGCCAACAAGAAGAGACGCUCCACCUCCAUUGAGAGAAAGACGCCGCGUAACUCUGUGGAGAGAUUGCAGAGAAGGGCACCGCGUAACUCAGUGGAGAGGUCAGUGGAGAGAUCAGUGGAGAGGAGGACCAUGCGUACACCUUCCCCUAAUGGAGGGUCUAGAGUACCGAGGUUUGAUCCAACAGCUUAUGUGAAGAGCAAAAAAAAGAAACAAAGAGAUGCCGAUGUCAAACUGGGGAGAUUGAGGGUGUGUGUGAGGAACAGGCCACCUCGCUCCCUCUCCAGAGAGAGGCGUGGCAGUGCUACCAGACCACUCUCCAACAGUCGUGAUUCCAGUAGACGAUCUUCUGUGAGCAGUGUACAGAGUAACAUGAGCAGCGAGAGGGGGGUAGGCUCCAGGGGGAGGAGACUAGCAUGGGAGAGCCCUCAAAACACAUCUGGUUGUGCCAAGAGGACCUCUUCAAAAAACACGAGCUUGUUAGAGCACUCUGUUGAGAUCUCUGACAUCGAUGCCAGACUGACUGCACUACAGGAGUUCAUGAAGCGCUCUUUAGAAUCACCAAGAAAUCACACAAAGAGAUAACAGGCUGGCUCUACAUAUAUAAACUUUGCAAACACAGUAUAAAACCUUAUUACUAUUGACUGUUUUUAUAUAUUAUUAUCCUUUUGACUUUUGCUGUAGCAAUCCUGUGUCUUCUAUCUGGUGUAUCUUUCUCUUGACAAUGUUCAUUUCUCUAUCCAACAAUUUCAAUUUAUUGUUUAACUUUGAAA
Messenger RNA from Halichondria panicea, 1745 nucleotides. Its product is annotated as centrosomal protein CCDC61-like. The coding region runs from base 85 to 1557 and encodes 490 amino acids. Lineage: Eukaryota; Metazoa; Porifera; Demospongiae; Suberitida; Halichondriidae. The record is from RefSeq and is a predicted model, not a curated record. The transcript is spliced from 9 exons.